AAUGAUUAUUUGCUGGAGAAACGAAACAAACCAUCAUUGUCAAUUGUGAAUCCGCUAGACGUGCUGCGGAAACGGUUGUUGCUGGAAAUGGCUCGCAGGCAAAUGAAAGAAAACACGAGACAGGUGGAAUUGAAUCGUGCCAUACUGAAGAAUGUGGGCAAACGCAUGCAACCAGCGCCAAUACAACAACUAUGGGAAUACCCGCUCAUCCGCUCGCCGUACCGACAGCAAACAUACACAUACUACACACCACAUCAAUGGCAACUGCAACUGCAGCAGCUGCUGCAGCCACGCCGUUACGUCAAUCAAUUGGAGUACGCACCCGACGUGUCCCUCUUUGAUUACCCACAACGACCGGCAUACAUGUACGAUAGCAUCCUGGCAGCAUCUGCCCUGGCCGGGGUUGAGAGCGAAAGCGAAGCUGAGGCAGCCCGACGCACGCAAUUCAACAUCAACGCGCUUGAAGAAGGAGACGCCUCCAAAGUCAAUGGAAAUGAAAUGAUCAACGAAACAGCAAAUGACAACAGAAACUCAAACAGCGCCAGCGACGACAGGAAUGAGGCCUCUACAAGACGAACUCUUGGCAAUGAAGCAGCCAGCGUCAGCAACGUCGAAACUAUAGGCAGCAGUGGUGUGCUAGCCAAAAACAUGCCCGCCGAUGAGGUGGAAGGAAGCGACAACAACGCAGACUAUCAGCUACGCUACUUUUACGGUCUGCGUAAGAAGCACCGCAACAUGAAAAAGUAAACUCCCAACAGAUACCUCCAAAACACCAAAAAACACCCACUGACACUCCUGAAGACCAUCGAAAUUAUUUGAACCAGUCAGUCCAAGCAUCUUUCGGGGAACACCAAAUAAUUUAAAAAUACGCAUACUCGUGCCCGUACAAACCGGUUAUUGCAAAGCUUUGCUCUGUUUGGCUUUGUUUUAACUUGCAAAAGUGCUAAAUGUGCAAUUGGUUUUAACAGUUACCUGCAUACAUACAUACAUAGCUACCCAGUAAAAAAUAAUCUAAGUUUUAUUCAUAUGUAUUUUACAUAAAAGUGGAGUGAUUCCUUUAUUAUGUAUAAUAAUGCAUUAAUUGUUGUUUACCAAUAAUUGCAUAC
Messenger RNA from Rhagoletis pomonella (apple maggot), 1106 nucleotides. RefSeq lists its product as uncharacterized. The annotation marks the transcript as partial. Gene Ontology annotation, molecular function: hormone activity. The transcript is spliced from 2 exons. NCBI's taxonomy places the organism in Eukaryota, Metazoa, Arthropoda, Insecta, Diptera, Tephritidae. The record is from RefSeq and is a predicted model, not a curated record. Gene Ontology annotation, cellular component: extracellular region.